AUUUGAGCACAAUUAAAAGUGAGGUAAUAAAUCUCUUAUUUACAAGUUUCAUUAAAUUAAUUCAUCAUUAUGUGUUUUAAAAAAUAUAUAAGUUUUUGUUUGAUUUACCACUUCUCAACAAUAUGUGCAACAAAAUUAGAAAUGAAUAUAAUGCGAUCAACUGUUCCUCCUAAAAUCAGUAAGGAUAAAACAAUGUUUGAUUUGGAAAAUAUUGAAGAGUUGUCAGAAUAUAAUAAUCAGGCUGGAGGUCAUAUUUUUAGCAAGAAAAAACCAUUUUUAGGAUUUUUAAAGUUCAAAGGAAAAUAUGUUCUCAAAUCUCCUGGAAUUGAUGCAAAAGGAAUGAAUGAAAUAAAUUUCUAUGAAGAUAUUCAUAAGUCGGAUUUAUCGUGUUUUAAAAAACUAAUUCCAAAUUACUAUGGACUUAUAAAUUUAAAAAUAAAUAAUAUAGAUACCACAUUCUUAGUUUUGGAUGAUAUUACAAAGGAUAUGAUAAAACCUUGUGUUAUGGAUGUAAAAAUUGGCAAGCAAACUUGGCAACCAGGAUGUAAAGAUUACAAAAAAGAAAUUGAACAAAAUAAGUGUAAGAAGUGUAAAGAAACUUAUGGAAUUUGUAUUCAAGGAAUUCAUUAUUAUGUUGUAAAAAACAAUGUAGUGUCUGAAACGCCGGAAAAAGCACAUAAAGAUUUAGGAAAAUCAUUGGAGCCAAAUGAAGUAAACGGAGUGUUGGGAAAAUUCUUGAACAUAGAUACAGUAAAAUCUUCGAAUGUUAUUAAUAGUUUAUUGGAGCAAUUAUCGAGCAUUAUUAAAUACUUCAAUGUUCAAAAACAUCAUCACUUUUUUUCAAGUUCAAUAAUUUUAUCAUAUGAUGCAGACACAUUAACGAAUGAUAAAAGUCCAAUAGUAAAAGUUUCAAUGGUUGAUUUCGCUCAUACAAUUCCAGCUGGUGAAGUAAUUGAUGAAAAUUAUUUGUUUGGUGUUAAAAAUUUGUAUGCAUUGCUAGAAGAAUUAAACACAAAAAAAGCAGUCUAAUUCUAUAAUUUAUAACUAACAAUUACAACACUUUUAUACGAAUAAUGGCUUGAUUUUAGGGUCCUUAUUCGUCAAAAUACUUUUUUGUUUAUUUUAUUACAAUUAAGUAUAUUAAAUUGUUUUUAACAUACAUUUUUUACAUUUAAUUUUU
This is a messenger RNA of Daktulosphaira vitifoliae (grape phylloxera), 1180 nucleotides long. RefSeq lists its product as uncharacterized. The coding region runs from base 70 to 1029 and encodes 319 amino acids. The transcript is spliced from 6 exons. The record is from RefSeq and is a predicted model, not a curated record. Gene Ontology annotation, cellular component: nucleus; cytoplasm. Gene Ontology annotation, molecular function: inositol-1,4,5-trisphosphate 3-kinase activity; inositol tetrakisphosphate kinase activity. Lineage: Eukaryota; Metazoa; Arthropoda; Insecta; Hemiptera; Phylloxeridae. Gene Ontology annotation, biological process: inositol phosphate biosynthetic process.